Molecule: messenger RNA, 4458 nt
Organism: Hippocampus zosterae (dwarf seahorse)
Lineage: Eukaryota; Metazoa; Chordata; Actinopteri; Syngnathiformes; Syngnathidae
Gene: clvs2
Product: clavesin 2
Exons: 6
Coding region: 629-1648 (339 amino acids)
Cellular component (GO): membrane
Molecular function (GO): phosphatidylinositol bisphosphate binding
Source: RefSeq, a predicted model, not a curated record
CAUUUGUAGACAAAAUGGAGAAACAAAAGCAGCGAAAAUCAAGAAAACACAUGCACCCAAACCUGAUGACAUUUUGCCUCAGGCUACAAAGUCUAUACCACCAUCCUCAUCCUCCUCUUCUUUGCUUUCUUUUGUCCUGCACGUGCUCACUCUACUCCUCCUCCCUUCCAACAUCCUUCUCCUCUUCCUCCUCCUCCUCCUCCCGGUCCUCCGCCGCCACCACCGCCUCAUCCUCCACCCCCCCACCGGCCCAGCUUGUUGUCACUCACUCUGGCGGCGAAACAGACGGCAGCAGCGCAGACCAACAGACACUAAUCCUGGUGGCGUACCCCACCCUAAAACCUCCCCCGCUGCACAACAGAAACCGGGAAACGGAGCGUACCGGACCCACCUGUGCAAAUGGCCCGGACAACUUGGAUUAUUUGAAGGAGUGGGAGGGAAGAAGAAGAGAAGAAGAAGAGACAUCAGCACCAUGAAGCAGAUGAGGGUGUCGGUGAUGUAGCAGGUGCUGCAGAACUGGUGCCGCAUUGCUUGCUUGGCCUCCUCCGUGGGGGAGAAGGCUCCGCAGAAGAAGAAGAAGAAGAAGAGAGUCUCUGUGAGGGAACCUUUGGACGUGGCUCCUGCCGAGAUGACUCACCUGCAGGCCGGCCUGUCGGCGGCCACCCUGGAGAAGGCCAAAGCAGAGCUGAAGGAAAACCCGGAGACCCUUCACCAGGACAUCCAGGAAGUGCGCGACAUGAUCAUCACGCGGCCGGACAUCGGCUUCCUGCGUACGGACGACGCCUUCAUCCUCAGGUUCCUGCGAGCCAGGAAGUUUAACCAUUUUGAAGCUUUCAGGCUGCUGGCCCAGUACUUUGAGUACAGACAGCAGAACCUGGACAUGUUCAAGAACCUGAAGGCCACUGACCCUGGAAUUAAGCAGGCGCUCAAGGAUGGAUUCCCCGGCGUGCUGGCCAACCUGGACCGACAUGGAAGGAAGAUCCUGCUCCUCUUUGCCGCCAACUGGGACCAGAGCAGGUACAUGUUUGUGGACAUCCUGAGGUCCAUCCUGCUGUCUCUGGAGUCCAUGAUCGAGGACGCUGAGCUGCAGGUGAACGGAUUCAUCCUGGUCAUCGACUGGAGCAACUUCACCUUCAAGCAAGCCUCCAAGCUGACGCCCAGCAUGCUCCGGCUCGCCAUCGAGGGGCUGCAGGACAGUUUUCCCGCCCGCUUUGGAGGAAUCCACUUUGUGAACCAGCCAUGGUACAUCCACGCACUCUACACCGUCAUCAGGCCCUUCCUAAAGGAGAAGACCAGGAAGCGGAUCUUCAUGCACGGCAACAACCUGACCAGCCUCCAUCAGCUGCUGCAUCCGGAGAUCUUGCCGUCAGAGCUGGGCGGGAUGAUGCCGCCGUACGACAUGGGCACCUGGGCCAGGGCCCUGCUGGAGCACGCCUAUGACGAGGAUGCGGAACCAGACGUGGGAACGGACGGAGGACCGGAUGCUUAUGCGUUUUCUGUCCAGGACCUACACAGAGAUGUGGACAAAAACCUCUCGCCCCAAACCAUGAAAAGAUCCCAGUCAGUGGUGGAUCCCGGCAUCUUAAAGCGACCUGACAAGGCCAAAUGUGAUGAAGACAACAUGCAGCCGCUGCUCUCGCUGGACUGAAAACAAAGAACAAAAAACAAACCUUCUGGAAAUUCUUGGAAAAUCCGCUGUGAACAUCUCUCUGUGGAUUCCUGGGAGAGGUUUACUCCACAUCCAACUUCCUUGGUGGACUUCCGUGUUUCUUUGUAAAGUGCCAAGUCCACAAAAGUCCAAUUCAGACUUCUGAGUCGUGGUCUUCGAAUGAUUCCCGCGCCCAAAAGUGAUGGGACAAAUGGAAAUUGGGAUGCAAGCUUUUCCGACGUCUUUGUACCAGGAUUUUAUGAAUGAGCAAGACGGACGUCGAGGCAGACCAGCAAACCUCCCUUUAUGGAAAAAAAACACAUGACACCAAGCUUGAUUUGUUACUGAUCAACAUCUCUCGUAACAUUAACCUCCUUUUUGAUUUCCAACAACAAUGACCUCAAGCAGAAAAUGUCACAUGACCCAAAUAUGUGAGCAGGAAAUCAAAGUGUUGAAAUCAAUAAUAAUUCACGACUAAGUCAUUAAGAGAAUAAGUAUUAUUCAAAUUAAUCAUGAUCCAAGUGACUGAAAGUAUGUUUUUCUUCUGUCCUGUGAUACUAAAACGUAGAACACACUACUUGUACAUUAAUAAUCAUCUUUGUGGUUCUAAUCUAGUCUAAAAUGCUAGCAUACGUGCCACAGCACAUGCUAGCUAUAUAAUGCUAACAUAGCUAAGCAAAAAAGUUCAAAUCUAUGCCUGAAAUAUUGUACAUAUGUACUCCAUCUAAUUAGUAGGGGUUUUUUUGUUUUAAUCCAAAUUUAAACAGUAAAUGCAGGUACCAUAGAACACUAGCAAAGUUAAGAUAAGAUAGCUCAGCAAACAAUCCUAAAUAGCGUCGAAUGUAAAAUUCUGAAUAAACAAAUUUGUACCAUAAUCUAGUACGUACUCCUCGUACUUCGUAAACAUUAAUCCAUCUAUCCAUCCAGUUUUCAACGUCAUAAACACCCUGGUGAAAUUGUAUGGAAAUUUUACAUGCAGUAAAACUCCAUCCAUCAAGGUUCACAGUACAGUUUUUUCCCCAAUUUAUUUCCUAAAUUAGAUUAUUUUUAUAUUCGCCAUUUGAGCAAUUUCCUGCACGUGUCACGAUAAAAUACCAUAUUUUCUUAAUUUAUCCAAUGAGAGCGUCGCUAUUAUUUUUUCAACCGCUGAUUGGCUGUUUUCUUAUUGGUAGACUCAUCGCGCGCUGCUCGUCUUGCUCAUCACUUCCGCGUUGGGAACGUGCGCGGGGACAUGAGCCGUACACUGCAGUUUCAACACAGCGUUGAUGGAGUUGGAAACUAAACGAAAAAGAAAAAAAGCAACCAUCUCGGAAGGAAUGUGACCAAUAUCUUCAUGCGCAGUUGUGAUGGUGGAAAACCUUCAAUAGUUAUUUUCCUUUUUUUCAGCUUUUAAACGGCAAUGUACCGCUUUAGGGCAGCUUCAUCAUCAUCAUCGUCGUCAUCGUCAUACUUUGCAGGUGUGAGUACGCAUUUCUAAAAUUGUUUGUACAAUUCUUUUUGUGUUAUUCAUUCACUUUGCUCUCUAUUAAUAUAUUAUCAGUGUUCAAAUGUUUUUGUAUCGUUCCGUAAACGCUAAAAUAACAUACCCACGAUGUCACGAAUUUCACUUAUGGCGGUGGUGUUCCGGAUCGUUAAGUCAAUGGCGGACGGGGAGAUGACCGUCGUUUCAAUCUAAACUAAACCAAUGCUCAAAUGGUGGUCAAUAUACCGAAAAAAAUUCUGAAAUAAAUUCAGCUCAGACAUAGUACGUACUCCUUGUACAUCACGAAUUUUGUAUUUCUGUUCUCUUUGUGGUUUUAAUCUAGGGGGGCGGGGCACACGGCUAAAAUGCGGUCACAGAUGACGUACAAUUUCUAAAUUAUGCUUUGCAGUACCUGUUCAGUUUUGCAGUUUUAUCAGUCGAGUGUUACUAGCAGACAAUUAAGCGUUUUAUUUAAUAUCCAUCACAUGGCAAACAUCUGAAUUUAGAGUUUUACUUCUACCACGUUUUACACUCCUUUAAAUUCAACUAAUGCUAGUGUCAGGAGUUAACUUCUAGUUAGGCUACCAGGACCGGAGAUUAACAACAGUGAUUCUCUCUAUUUUGAGAACAGUAUUUUCUGAUUGCUACAUUCAAAUUAUUGCAACUUGAAACUGCUCAACCUAUUAAGCGCAUGUUGGGAACUCUUUUCACGUUCCUAUCAUACCCACAUUUUUCAGUAUUCCACAUUUUCUUAAGAAGGUUUGCUUUUUAAAAAAAAUAUUAUUGUGUGUGUGUCUCACAUUUAACGCAGUAUUGAAAAAAUGUAUGUCCGGAACGACAGGAAACACGCUUUUAUCACAAAUGCAAACACUUGAUCACCUCUCAGUGACUUUAAUUUAUGUGCAGUAUAUGACACAAGCAUUUGCUUAUUUUAAGAAAGUUAACAACGAUUAUUGGAAUAUUUCAGCGUUUUGAAUGUUCUCCGUGACGUUGACCGGUGACAGUAGUGUAUUUUAUUUUUUAUUUUUUUCCUCACAUUUGCUGCAACAGGCCAGCAUCGUAGGCAGCUAUUUUGUUCUUCAUAAAUGGGUCGCUUUGUUGCUGUAGAACAAAAAAAGGAGAGGGGCAAUCCAGCCUAAACCCGGAAUGAUUUUAUUUGACUUUGAUUUAUUUGUUUUUUUAAAAUUAUUUGUAUGUCUUCCACAUGCACCGGAAAUAAUCGUAAUUGUGAUUGUUAAUAAACACUAGCAAAGCAUAUUUCACACUCUUUUACAUGUAUUUGACUUUUAGUAGUCUUGACAGAGAUGAUAAUGCUCACUUGUGAUUGACAUCAGUAAAAAAAUAAUAA